This is a messenger RNA of Galeopterus variegatus (Sunda flying lemur), 744 nucleotides long. RefSeq names its product chromosome unknown open reading frame, human C15orf65 (gene PIERCE2). Gene Ontology annotation, cellular component: axonemal microtubule. Bases 221 to 598 code for a protein of 125 amino acids. NCBI's taxonomy places the organism in Eukaryota, Metazoa, Chordata, Mammalia, Dermoptera, Cynocephalidae. Gene Ontology annotation, biological process: axoneme assembly. The record is from RefSeq and is a predicted model, not a curated record. The transcript is spliced from 2 exons.
GCCGGUUGCUAAGGAGACGGGCUGCAACCACUAGAAAGGAUUCGCGGUUUCACCCCGGAUGACAGCUCCCUGGAUUGGGCGCUAUUGAUCCAGCUAGCGGUUCGUUUUCCCUUUGCUUUUUUAAUUGGGUGCGGUUGAAAGGCUGCGUCCCUGGGUGCUCGGCGGUAUUCUUGCCAUCCACUUUCGGAAAAGACAGCGUUUGCCGAAAAAAUUAACAAAGAUGAUAGCGAGAAAGACGGCCUACGACUGGGAUAAGAAAAGUACUUCAACUUCAAAUCCAGACACAGAAAUGAAACCUGAACAACUGCCUCCUUGUGUGAACCCUGGCAAUCCUGUGUUUUCAUGUAUGUUGGACCCAAAGACACUCCAUACAGCUACCUCACUAUCAAAACCUCAGAUGAUUAUGUAUAAAACCAAUUCAAGUCAUUAUGGUGAAUUUUUACCUAUGCCGCAGUUUUUUCCCUGCAAUUAUACUCCAAAGGAGCAAGUAUUUUCAAGCCAUAUCAGAGCAACUGGACUUUAUCAAAAUAACACUCUAAAUACUGCACCUGACAGAAACAGAACCCUUGAUUUUCCUAAUUUUCAACACACACUAUGAAAAUAUAUUCCUUUGUAUAUCUAAGAGGAAAUAUACUCAGGAAAAAUAAGUUUUAAAACUAAGGCUAGAAUUCCUAAUUUACAAUAUAAAAAUAAUUGAAUCAGUUUUAAAAAUAACUUUAAGAAAUAAAGUAUUUCAGCUGAUAA